AUGUCUGAUACGCAAGACUAUAUCUCUUCAGAAUUAAAAAGACUUGAUCUCUGUACCACCAUUAAAAGCAUCAAGACAUUAAGUGGGGGCUGUAUCAGUCAAGCAUCGUGUUAUUCUACAGACAAAGGUGAUUAUUUCAUCAAGACAAAUGCAAAUAAAAAAGCAUCCCAAUGGUUCCGCGCAGAGUCAUUAGCACUUGAACGUAUGAAUGAAACUGUACCUGAUCUAGUUCCUAAGCCCAUUUAUCAUGCUACUGAAAACAAAGCAUUUAUCGUGACAGAAUAUAUUCCAAUGACCAAUAACCGAUCUUCUGAAGCACAAAAAAACUUAGGACACGCUCUAGCUACUCUACACGCUUCUUCUUCAUCUCAAAAGGAGGGAAAAUUUGGUUUUGAUGUCGUAUCUUGGUGCGGUACAACUGAACUUGACAAUGCAUGGUGCUCAAAUUGGUGUGAAUUCUAUAGAUCACAGCGUUUAUUGCCUCUAUUAGAGCAGGUUCGUGGCGAUCAUGCAGAUGUAGAUCGAUUGGGUAACUCCCUUUGUUCUCGCCUUGAUCAUUGGCUAGGACAAGACGCUCUAGGUCAAGUGCAGCCUUCUUUAUUGCAUGGUGAUUUAUGGAGUGGUAAUUGGGCUGUUUAUGCAUCUGAAAAGUCCAAGCCAAUUAUAUUUGAUCCCGCCUCAUUCUAUGGCCAUUAUGAAGCUGAACAUGGGAUUAUGAAGAUGUUUGGCGGCUUUUCUCAAGAUUGCUUUGAUGCUUAUGAUGAUGCUUUAGCAGAACAAGACCAUAUUCCUGUAUCUCCAUCAGAAGGAAGACAAGACAGACUUAUGAUUUACGAGGCUUAUCAUCAUUUAAAUCAUUUUGCUAUGUUUGGAGGCAGUUAUGCUUCAGGAUUUAUAAAUUUAAUGGAACAGUUGCUCUAA
Gilbertella persicaria is the source of this 921-nucleotide messenger RNA. RefSeq names its product Fructosamine/Ketosamine-3-kinase. Lineage: Eukaryota; Fungi; Mucoromycota; Mucoromycetes; Mucorales; Choanephoraceae. The record is from RefSeq and is a predicted model, not a curated record. Bases 1 to 921 code for a protein of 306 amino acids. The transcript is spliced from 2 exons.